Molecule: messenger RNA, 1468 nt
Organism: Phlebotomus argentipes
Lineage: Eukaryota; Metazoa; Arthropoda; Insecta; Diptera; Psychodidae
Product: acyl-coenzyme A diphosphatase NUDT19-like
Exons: 3
Coding region: 60-1136 (358 amino acids)
Cellular component (GO): mitochondrion
Molecular function (GO): hydrolase activity, acting on acid anhydrides, in phosphorus-containing anhydrides
Source: RefSeq, a predicted model, not a curated record
GGAAUUUCUAGUGCUCUCAUGAUCAGGUAACAUAACCAUAAAAGAAGUUCCUAUCAGAAAUGAGGCCGUACGCGAAAUUCUGGAAGGAAUCGGCGAGUUUGUUGAUUCUCGGGCGAUCUCCGCGUGCUAAACCAUUCAAUUAUGAAGUGUUGGUGCUUAAGAGAUCCGCCAAGGCGUCCUUCAUGCCCAACGGGAUUGUUUUCCCAGGAGGAACCCUGGAGGACAGUGACAGCUCUCAUGAGUGGUUGAGUCUGUACCGCGAUCUGGGAGUGUCAGACGCCAGGAUUGCUCAACUCAGUCAAAUCUCUGGUCAGCGAUCAUUCAUCUUUGAGCGGGAACGACCAACUGACUUGGCCAGAGAAAUCUCCCUGAGAAUUGGCGCCAUUCGUGAAACAUUUGAGGAAGUUGGAGUACUCUUUGCGAAGAAUGCUCAGCAAUUUGCGAUGGAAUCCCCUCUGGCGGACGCUGUGACAGGAUUCGAUGUGAAGGAGUGGCAGAAAAUCGUCCACGGUGAUCAUAAGGAGUUUAUCCGUCUCUGCCGGGAGUUGAAUGUGGCUCCGGACAUCUUUGGCGCCUACGAAUCGGCAAAUUGGCUCACGCCAACGACUUUCGGGAAGAAGAGAUUCAACACUGCCUUCUUCUUUGUCGCACUGCCAGAUCAGCCCCAAAUCACUGCCGAGGAUAAUGAAGUUCAGUCCUCAAGGUGGGAGACUCCUGAAAGCAUCUUGGAUCGCUCCAGGAAUAGAGAAUAUUUUCUUCCUCCUCCGCAACACUAUGAACUGUCGAAGAUAAGCCACAAAAAGGAUAUUGAUGAUUUGGCCGCCUUCAUGCGUGACCGUCAGAAGCACGGAUUGACUCUGAUAUUUCCUUAUCAGUUCUAUCUCGCCGACGCUGUUCUGGAUGUUUAUCCCGGUGAUUCACUUUAUCCUGCAGAGCCAUCCUAUACAGAAAUCACACACGAUAAGGACCAGUACAAAGACAAGACAUUGGACGAAAUGCGGAAGCUCUUCCCGAAGCAUCACAGGAAUGAAUUGCUAGGAGAUCAUUCCAGAAUUAGGUGCAACAUGCUAGUAAACAUCCCACCGACUAAUGGACACUUGUGCCCCGUCCAAGGCGGAGCGAGAGCCAAGCUAUAAGACGUGAAAUAAGGUGAAUCUCCCAAGUAGUGUGAGACUGCAGGAAUGCCGUGAACAUGGGCAGGAGAAUAAAAAUAAGGAGAGUGCUGCAGAGAAAUACGUAAAAACUCCCCCAAAGAGAAUUGAAACCCGGAUACGGUGUCGGGCAUGGCAGAGCGGAGGGAGUUUUUUGAAUGAGGUUGAAUGUCUGCGCGCUCUGUGAUUGUAAAUUUGAGUCUCUUGUUUGUCUCCUCACCCUUGGCAUGGGCGCACGGAGUGCAGCAGGAGGGAGUGGAGUCGGAGUGAGCGCGGAGGCAAAAGAGGCGCGCAUUGUCGGGCCAUUUGAGUAUAUA